ACAGAACGGCUCUCUAACGGCCGCCCGUAACGUGCCGCCAGAAGUAGUCCGUCCGCCGCCGAACCAACAACAAGCCCCAAAGGCAAACGACAGGAAAAAGAGGAGCAGUCCUCCCCUCCUACCGAAAAAGAAGCUAGUCUUCACAAGAUAGCCCGUGAGUUCUACGACAUCAGUUUAUCGCUAGUAGAGCCCAGAGAAAGCAUCGAGGAUGCCAGCCGUGAAGCCCCAGGAGGGAGAGGAUCCCGAUCCGACCCCAUAUCUCUUCGUCUCUCUCGAGCAAAAGAGAAUCGACCAGACAAAACCCUAUGACGCGAAGAAGGCGUGCUGGGUACCCGAUGAGAAGGAUGGCUACCUCCUUGGCGAGAUCAAAGCCACCAAGGGCGAUAUCGUCAGCGUCGGUUUGCCUGGCGGCGAGACGAAACAAUUCCGCAAGGACCAGCUGUCCCAAGUGAAUCCGCCAAAAUUCGAGAAAUCCGAAGAUAUGGCCGACCUGACAUAUCUGAACGAGGCGUCGGUGUUGCACAACUUGAAGCAGCGUUACUACGCCAAAUUAAUUUACACCUAUUCCGGCCUGUUCUGCGUGGCAAUCAAUCCCUACAAAAGAUUCCCCGUGUACACUCAUAGGUGCGCCAAACUGUAUCGCGGCAAGAGGCGUAAUGAGGUGCCGCCGCACAUUUUCGCCAUUUCUGAUGGAGCUUACGUCAACAUGCUUACUAACAGUGAGAAUCAGUCUAUGUUGAUCACUGGUGAGUCUGGUGCCGGAAAGACUGAGAACACGAAGAAGGUAAUUGCAUACUUCGCCACCGUCGGUGCCUCGAGCAAGAAAGAAAAAGAAGAGCCUGGCAAGAAGAAGGGCUCUCUGGAGGACCAGGUCGUCCAAACCAAUCCUGUCCUGGAGGCCUUCGGUAACGCCAAGACCGUCCGUAACGAUAACUCCUCUCGUUUCGGUAAAUUCAUCCGUAUUCACUUUGGCCCUUCUGGAAAACUGGCCGGUGCUGAUAUCGAGACUUAUCUGCUGGAAAAAGCUCGUGUCAUCUCUCAACAGAGUUUGGAACGUUCAUAUCACAUCUUCUACCAAAUGAUGUCCGGAUCAGUCAAGGGAUUGAAGGCAAUGUGCCUUCUAACGGACAACGUCGGCGAUUACUACUUCGUAUCUCAGGGCAAGACGACGAUUCCAGGCGUCGACGAUGGCGAGGAGUGUUUGCUGACCGACCAAGCCUUCGAUGUGUUGGGCUUCACUCAGGAAGAGAAGGACAACAUCUACAAGAUCACUGCGGCCGUCAUGCAUAUGGGUGGCAUGAAAUUCAAGCAAAGGGGUCGUGAGGAACAGGCUGAAGCCGAUGGCACUGAGGAAGGUGAUCGCGUGGCUAAGCUGCUUGGUUGCGACUGCGCCGAUCUUUACAAGAACUUGCUGAAACCAAGAAUCAAGGUCGGUAACGAGUUCGUUACCCAAGGUCGUAACAAGGACCAAGUAGCCUACUCUGUGGGCGCUAUGUCGAAGGCGAUGUUCGACAGGUUGUUCAAGUGGCUGGUGAAGAAGUGUAACGAGACCCUAGACACCAAGCAGAAGAGACAGCACUUUAUCGGUGUACUGGAUAUCGCUGGUUUUGAGAUCUUCGACUUCAACGGCUUUGAGCAGCUCUGCAUCAACUUUACCAACGAGAAGUUGCAGCAGUUCUUCAACCAUCACAUGUUCGUACUCGAACAAGAGGAGUACAAGAAGGAGGGCAUCGAUUGGGUGUUCAUUGACUUCGGCAUGGACUUGCUAGCUUGUAUCGAGCUGAUCGAGAAGCCUAUGGGUAUUCUCUCCAUCCUUGAGGAAGAGUCUAUGUUCCCCAAAGCUACGGAUAAGACCUUUGAAGAGAAGCUGAACAACAACCAUCUCGGCAAGAGUCCUAAUUUCCUGAAACCAAAACCGCCCAAGCCAGGUCAGGUGGCAGCCCACUUUGCGAUUGGCCAUUAUGCCGGCAACGUACCAUAUAACAUCACGGGCUGGCUUGAGAAGAACAAGGACCCGCUGAACGACACGGUAGUCGAUCAAUUCAAGAAGUCUACAAACAAACUACUGAUAGAAAUCUUCGCUGAUCAUCCUGGUCAAUCCGGUGACGCUGGCGGCGGCGGUGGCGGCAAGGGUGGACGUGGCAAAAAGGGCGGUGGUUUCUCCACCGUAUCGUCCUCCUAUAGGGAACAGCUGAACAACCUGAUGGCCACCCUGCGUGCUACUCAGCCUCACUUUGUCCGUUGCAUCAUCCCCAACGAGUUGAAGCAGCCCGGUGUAAUUGACUCUCACUUGGUCAUGCAUCAGCUCACUUGUAACGGUGUACUUGAAGGCAUUCGUAUCUGUCGUAAAGGUUUCCCCAACAGGAUGGUGUAUCCCGAUUUCAAGCUACGGUACAAGAUUUUGGCCCCGGCGGCGGUCGACAAGGCGAAGGAGCCCAAGGAAGCGGCCGCGGCCGUUCUGGAUUCUACCGGUCUCGACCCUGAUAUGUACCGUCUUGGACAUACCAAGGUGUUCUUCCGUGCCGGAGUCCUGGGUCAGAUGGAGGAACUCCGCGAUGAGCGUCUCGGCAAGAUUGUGUCUUGGAUGCAAGCUUACAUCAGAGGUUAUUUGUCCCGUAAAGAUUACAAGAAGCUCCAAGAGCAACGCCUCGCUCUCCAGGUCGUCCAGAGAAAUCUAAGGAAGUACCUCCAACUCCGCACUUGGCCAUGGUACAAGUUGUGGCAGAAGAUCAAACCUCUUCUCAAUGUCACUCGCAUCGAGGACGAAAUGGCUGCGUUGGAGGAGAAAGCCAAGAAGGCGCAGGAAGCUUUCGAGAAGGAAGAGAAGCUGCGCAAGGAGCUAGAGGAGCUGAACGCCAAGCUUGUCACCGAGAAAACCAACUUGCUGCGCCAGCUGGAGGGUGAGAAGGGCUCGCUUACCGAUUUUCAGGAAAAAUCCUUGAAAUUGGCUGCACAGAAAGCCGACCUUGAAUCACAACUCCAGGAUCUCAACGACAGAUUCAAAGAAGAGGAGGAUUCGAGAAACAAUCUCUUCCAGAACAAGAAGAAACUCGAACAGGAAGUAUCCGGUUUGAAGAAAGAUAUUGAGGAUCUCGAGCUAAAUCUGCAAAAGUCCGAACAAGACAAAGCAACGAAAGAUCACCAGAUCAGGAAUCUAAACGAUGAAAUCGCUCACCAGGACGAGCUCAUCAACAAGCUCAACAAAGAGAAGAAGAACCAGGGCGAAGUUAAUCAGAAGACCGCCGAAGAGCUCCAGGCCGCCGAGGACAAAGUCAAUCAUCUCAACAAAGUCAAGCUCAAACUCGAACAGACUCUUGACGAACUCGAGGACUCCCUCGAACGUGAAAAGAAAUCACGUGCCGACGUUGAGAAGGCAAAGAGGAAAGUGGAAGGUGAUUUGAAACUCACACAAGAAGCCGUUGCCGAUCUCGAGAGAAACAAGAAGGAACUCGAACAGACUAUCCAACGCAAAGACAAGGAACUCUCAUCCUUGACUGCCAAGCUCGAGGACGAACAAUCCCUUGUCGGCAAACUGCAGAAGCAGAUCAAGGAACUGCAGGCUCGAAUUGAAGAACUUGAGGAAGAGAUCGAGGCAGAACGCGGCGGGCGAGCCAAGGCCGAGAAGCAGCGCAGCGAUCUUGCUCGCGAGCUCGAGGAACUUGGCGAACGCCUGGAGGAGGCUGGCGGUGCCACUUCCGCUCAGAUCGAGCUGAACAAGAAGCGCGAAGCCGAGCUGAGCAAGCUCCGCAGGGAUCUCGAGGAGGCCAACAUCCAGCAUGAAUCCUCGCUGGCUAUUCUGCGCAAGAAGCACAACGACGCUGUCACCGAGAUGGGCGAACAGAUUGACACCCUCAACAAGCUUAAAGCUAGGGUUGAGAAGGAGAAGGUUCAAUACUACAGCGAAUGCAACGACUUGCGCACGUCUUGCGACCACUUGAGUAACGAGAAGGCUGCUCAAGAGAAGAUUGUCAAGCAGCUGCAACAUCAGCUGAACGAGACCCAAGGUAAGCUUGAGGAAGUGAACCGCACUUUGAACGACUUCGACGCCGCGAAGAAGAAACUGUCCAUCGAGAACAGCGAUCUGCUACGCCAACUGGAGGAGGCCGAAUCUCAAGUCAGCCAACUGUCGAAGAUCAAAAUCUCACUUACCACGCAAUUGGAGGAUACGAAGAGGCUCGCGGAUGAGGAGUCGCGCGAGCGCGCCACUUUGCUCGGCAAGUUCCGCAACUUGGAGCACGAUCUGGACAACAUCCGCGAGCAGGUUGAGGAGGAGGCUGAGGGCAAGGCUGAUCUUCAGCGUCAACUCAGCAAGGCUAAUGCUGAGGCGCAACUGUGGCGCACCAAAUACGAAUCCGAGGGCGUCGCCCGGGCUGAAGAGCUCGAAGAGGCAAAGAGGAAGCUGCAAGCCAGACUUGCCGAGGCUGAGGAGACGAUUGAGUCUCUCAAUCAGAAGGUCAUCGCUCUGGAGAAGACUAAGCAACGGCUGUCCACAGAAGUGGAGGACUUGCAGAUCGAAGUGGACCGCGCUACUGCCAUCGCAAACGCCGCCGAGAAGAAGCAGAAGGCCUUUGACAAGAUCAUCAGCGAAUGGAAGCUCAAGGUCGACGAUCUCGCUGCCGAGCUCGACGCCAGCCAGAAGGAAUGUCGCAACUACAGCACCGAGCUCUUCAGGCUCAGAGGUGCCUACGAGGAAGGUCAAGAACAGUUGGAAGCAGUACGUCGCGAGAACAAGAAUCUCGCCGACGAGGUGAAAGACCUGUUGGACCAGAUCGGCGAAGGUGGUCGCAACAUUCACGAAAUCGAGAAGGCCAGGAAGCGCCUGGAGGCUGAGAAGGAUGAGCUUCAAGCCGCUCUCGAGGAAGCCGAAGCCGCCCUCGAACAAGAGGAGAACAAAGUGCUGCGCAGCCAGCUCGAGCUCAGCCAGGUCAGACAGGAAAUCGAUCGCCGCAUCCAGGAGAAGGAGGAGGAAUUCGAGAACACCAGGAAGAAUCAUCAACGCGCCCUCGACUCCAUGCAAGCUUCCCUCGAAGCAGAAGCCAAGGGCAAAGCUGAGGCGCUGCGCAUGAAGAAGAAGCUGGAGGCGGACAUCAACGAGCUAGAGAUCGCGUUGGAUCAUGCCAACAAGGCGAACGCCGAGGCCCAAAAGAACAUCAAGCGAUACCAGCAGCAGCUCAAGGACGUGCAGACCGCGCUUGAAGAGGAACAGAGAGCGCGCGAUGAAGCUCGGGAGCUCCUCGGCAUCUCGGAACGUCGCGCCAAUGCCCUGCAGAACGAACUUGAGGAGAGUCGCACUCUUCUUGAACAAGCUGACCGCGGUCGCCGCCAGGCCGAACAAGAGCUCGCCGACUGUCACGAACAGCUGAACGAACUGAGCGCCCAGAACGCUUCCAUUUCCGGCGCCAAGAGGAAACUCGAGGCCGAACUGCAGACUCUCCACUCCGAUCUGGAUGAACUGCUGAACGAGGCGAAGAACUCGGAGGAGAAGGCGAAGAAGGCGAUGGUGGAUGCGGCCAGAUUGGCAGACGAGCUACGCGCCGAGCAGGAUCACGCUCAGACCCAAGAGAAGCUGCGCAAGGCCCUAGAGACGCAGAUCAAGGAACUGCAAGUGCGCCUGGACGAGGCCGAGGCAAACGCUCUCAAGGGCGGCAAGAAGGCCAUCCAGAAGCUGGAGCAACGUGUGCGCGAGCUGGAGAACGAGCUCGAUGGCGAGCAAAGGAGACACGCCGACGCCCAGAAGAAUCUGCGCAAGUCCGAGCGCCGUAUCAAGGAGUUGAGCUUCCAGGCGGACGAGGACCGUAAGAAUCACGAACGCAUGCAGGAUCUGGUUGACAAGCUCCAGCAGAAGAUUAAGACGUACAAGAGGCAGAUCGAGGAGGCCGAGGAGAUCGCCGCGUUGAAUCUUGCCAAGUUCCGUAAGGCACAGCAAGAGCUGGAGGAAGCCGAGGAAAGGGCGGAUCUUGCCGAACAAGCUAUUACCAAGUUCCGCACCAAGGGACGCGGUGGAAGCUCCGCGCGCGGACUCAGCCCAGUGCCACAUCGGCCUGCGUUCAAACCCCUAUUAGAUGGUUCCGCAUUCCCGCCACGCUUCGACCUGCAGCCCGAUGGUGAACUGUAAAGAUCCUUCCGAGGAAUUCGCUCAGAUAAUUAUAAACCGACAAAAAGAAAAAAAAGAAUAAAAAUGUUAACAACAGAAAACUCAAACAUCUGAAGAAUAAAAAGGAGGGUAAGAGAAGGAGAAGGAACAUCAUCGUCCUCAUCGAGUCCGAACGAAGACACGAAUACAUACAACGAAUCCGAGAGCUCGCUCGGAGCUCUCAACGGCAUCGUCGUCUCGCAAUCGAGCGUUCGAUCGAUCAUCACAAAUUCGCGUUGUCUUUCUCGACAAUAAAAUUUCUUAUAAAAUUAAUGCUCGCUCGAGAAGAUCGAAGGAAAAGAUGGGGACGCGGGAGAGGGUGCGUGUUGCUUCACUAUGCGAGCUGACGGUCGAGGGAAAGAGAGAGAGAGAGAGAGAGAGAGAGAGAGAAAGAGAGAGAGAGUGGAAGAGCAAGAGAUAUCGAGCGAGCGGACGAUGAGAGGGCGAGAGCCAGCGAGAGAUAUAUUAAUAUUUACGUAUUACACAUACACACACAUACACACAGAAAAAUAAAGGGGAAAAAUAAUAACAGAGCGAUAAAUAUACAUAUAAACAUUACACCCUCGCGAGAUGCACAGCAAGCAAAAGUGUUGAACGUAAAUGAGAAAAAUUAAAAAAAAAAUAAUACAUACA
Camponotus floridanus (Florida carpenter ant) is the source of this 6766-nucleotide messenger RNA. RefSeq names its product myosin heavy chain, muscle (gene Mhc). NCBI's taxonomy places the organism in Eukaryota, Metazoa, Arthropoda, Insecta, Hymenoptera, Formicidae. The record is from RefSeq and is a predicted model, not a curated record. The transcript has 26 exons. Gene Ontology annotation, molecular function: ATP binding; cytoskeletal motor activity; actin filament binding. Bases 209 to 6115 code for a protein of 1968 amino acids. Gene Ontology annotation, cellular component: myosin complex.